Molecule: messenger RNA, 2715 nt
Organism: Miscanthus lutarioriparius
Lineage: Eukaryota; Viridiplantae; Streptophyta; Magnoliopsida; Poales; Poaceae
Source: the annotation of a GenBank genome assembly
AUGGGGAAGAGAAGACAGAAGCCGCUUAUACGACGCCAGGACAACAGCCGCAUAGGCUGCAUGGCAGGCCUCAUCCGCAUGUUCUAUUCCCGCCAUGACGCCAAUAAGCUCCUGUUGGACAGGAAGCAAGGGAGCAGCAGAAGGCACACUUUCAGUGGCUUUCCUGGAAGGAGCCACUCAAGAAAGAAUUCCAAGGACUUGGACGAAAUAGAUGAAUACGACGAUAACAUGGAGGGAUCCAGUUCGAGCAAACCAACAACAGUCAAAAGACUUAUGGAGGACGAGCUAGGAAAGGUAAAACAGCUGAAGAUUCCAAAUGAUGAGGUCCAGAGAAUAUUAGCUGACCUGGGACAUGGUGCCUGCCUGGACAAAAGUUCAACCCAGAACAGCAAAGCGAAGGGAAACCAAAAUCACAGCAGAAGUAUCACCAUGGCUGCUCCAUCUGGAUCUUUGGAUCCCACUGGUUCCAGCUGCAUGAAAGAAGCAGAAGAAAAUGAACUUGAAUUUGCCUUGGCAGAUUUCUUAGGACAAAUUCAUGGGGAGCAUGAUGACCAGCCUCAUAAAAAUUGCAAGAAUAAUGGGGAGCUAUGUACGGAGCUGAAGGUCCUAAUCCAAACAAAGAUUGCUGAGUUAGAUAAUCCUCGUUGCACACUUGCUUAUGAGCAAACUCCACAGGGUGAGGAAAAGGAUACUGCUGAUGGCAAACAUCUAUGUAGCAGCAGUGAAACUCAACCCAAAAAAUUCAGAGAUGCACUGGAGAUGCUAAGCUCAGACACUGAACUUUUCUUGAAGUUACUUCAGAAGCCAAAUUCACAUAUUUUGGAGAGCGUCCAAAGGCACCAAAACAGGCUGAUAGGGACCAGGCUAGAGCCCACAAAAAUGGCAGAUAAUACCGACUCCAACAAAGAUACAAAGAGUCUGAAUCAGCAUGAGUUGGCCACCAAGACACAUGGUAAAGAGAGUAGGCAUAUCUUUUUCUGGAAGAAGGAAAGAUCAAACAGAAGGCAGACUGCAGAAGGAACCAGUAGUAGUUCUCAGCCAGUCAACAAAAUAGUUAUACUGAAGCCAAAUCCAAGAAGAGAGAUUGACCAUGCUGUGGCUGUAAGUUCAACUCAAGCUCCAAAAUUAGGUGCAACUGAAAGCUCAAAAUUUUCAAUUAAGGAAGUCAGAAGGAGAUUCAGAAUCGUGAUUAGUGAAGCUACAAAAGGAAGACCCUCAGUGUCUGAAGAUAACCUCAAAAAAGAUCAACAUUGUUUCAAAAGUUCAGCUUUCACGAUAAUAAAAGAUACCAGACAGCUUGCUGAACAGACCUCGGAAGGGAAAUCCUCAUCUAUAGUUAUAAAGGAUUUUAGAUCAUCAAAUAGCAGUAGGCAAAAGAAAAGGAAUGAUGGAUCAACCGAAAUUAACAGUAGCAUAAUUACAUCAUCAAAGGAUGAAUCUGUCUUCUAUGACGAGGCCAAGAAACAUCUAACAGAGAUUCUGAAGGACAAAAGACAAACAACCAAGCACCCAACACUUCAGAUCUCAAGGUCCUUGGUGAGGAUGCUCUCCCUCCCUCAGUCCAGCACAUCAUCACCUAGGAGUAGCCCUAGGGCAACAGACUGCAUUUACCUUUCACCCGAAGAGACAGGCAUUCAUGCAAUAUACAAGUCAAAGAGAGAAGAAUUUUUAAAAGAAGAAAGCCAGUCAGGAGAAUUUUCAGAGAGUGUUGUGUGUGAUCCUAGUGAAGCACUGCAUGAGCAGGCUGUUCAGGAAAGGUGUUGCGCCAAAGAAGAAAGUCAAAAAACAACACAAGAAGGUGCUGAACUUGACACUCUGUGCACUGAAGAAAUUGACAAGCUGGAUUGCGUGGAAAAAAAUAGAAAUGCAUGGUGCACCCCAGCAAAGCAAUGCACAUAUAAACCAUCACAAGAUAUGGUGGAAGAAGCAGAACCAGGACAAGUGCAUGUUGGAACAUUUCCAAGCUCCCCUGAGAACGACUUUGAAAAACUAGAAUGCCAAGAGCCCACAACUCCCCGACCGAGUGCACCGAUUGAACAGAUAUCACAAUUUUCUCCUGAUGGAAACCAUGAAAAGCAAGAGCAGCCGAGUCCUGUAUCUGUUCUUGACGUGUUCUUCCAUGAAGAUGUCGACGGUACUGACACUGAAAACAUGAUAGAAUGUGAGUUGCACAAAGAUAUCUUGAGGACACAAUACACCACAGGGGAUGGUUCAGACCAAGGGAUUUUCUGGGACUGGGAGGACAAGGAUCUCAGGUUAGGUUACAUAAAGGAAUUACUAGAGCUUUCAGAAUUGUGCACCAACCAGAACUUAGAGGUAUGGUAUCUAGAAGAUGAAUUGAUCAGCCCUUGCUUGUUCAAAGAACUACAUCAAGGCAAUCAAAUUGAUGAUACGAAGCUUUUAUUUGACUGCAUUUGUGAAGCUGUGACGGAAAUCCAGGAUAUAUACUUUAGAAACCCUCCAUGCUUAUCUUCUCUCAGACACAGCAUAAGGGCACCUCCAGCGGGACGAAACCUUAUCUCAGAAAUCGAUAAGCAUGUCGAGCGCCAUCUCCAUUAUCAAUUUCCAAGCACGUUAGACCAGCUGGUUAACAUGGAUCUUGAAGGUGGCAGUUGGAUGGAUCUUCGAUCAGAAAGUGCAGAGGUCACUGUAGUAAUAUGGGACUGCAUACUGGAUGAGCUUCUGGAAGAAAUAGUUUAUGAUUUGUGGAUUUGA